CUCCUCGUCAGCCAACCUGAAAGCUUUGGCUCCAAAGUCGCUGCUCUGCCCCUCACACGGCUGUUUGUUUUUGCCAAAUCCACUUUCCCUUCUCCUUCCACUCCUUCCCUUUAAUACUGUUCCCUUUCUCUCCAUUUAACGAGAAGAAAGAGAAGGUUAAAGAGGAGCGCGGAGAAAGGCUGAGAGACAGAGAGAGACAGAGAGAGAGUGAGUGCAAUGGUUCGGAGUAAUGAUUGGGGGAGGAGAGGAGAGGAAGAACCAUGUGAGCCCCGGUACCUGAUAGUCCGGUCCGACAAGGCCGGUCUGCUGGACCUGGUCCGGUUCGCGGUGUGUGGCCGGGAGGCCCACGGCUUCCUGGAGAGCCGCGAAGGGGAGGAGGGAUUGGGGCCAAUCCGGGAUGACCACAGGUGGGUCAUAGUGGUCUCCGUCGUAAUCCGCAGGCUCCUCGCCUUCUUUCGCAAGCCCAUGGAGUGGACUGGAAUGCUGGUGGAGUUCCUCUUAAACCUUUUGUCCCUUAAUGGGGGCUUCUCUGGUCUCUUCAUUAAUCUCUUCAAAGGGAAGCUUGUGGUGCCGCAUAGAGGUUCGGAUUCCUUCAUUAGUGCCAUUGGACACUUAGACAGGCGGAUGGAGCUCUAUAAGUUUGAUUCUUUUUUGCCAUUCAAUGAGCUCAACAGGGAGACUGGUGGGUCUUUCCAAAAUGGAAGUAGGGAUCUGAUGGACCUCUGCAUGAUGGCCUCAAAGCUAGCCUAUGAGAAUGCCAACGUUGUAAGGAACGUCAUUGUCCACCAUUGGAAGAUGCAUUUCGUGGAGUUCUACAACUGCUGGAAUGAUUACCAAAAAGAGAGAUCCACUCAAGUCUUCAUAUUAUGUGACAAACCCAAAGAUGCUGGUCUAGUCUUGAUCAGCUUUCGUGGCACUGAACCAUUUGAUGCAGAUAAUUGGAGCACAGACUUCGACUAUUCAUGGUAUGAGAUCCCAAAACUGGGGAAGGUUCACAUGGGAUUUCUUGAGGCUCUUGGAUUGGGUAGUAGAACUCAAGUCUCCACCUUCCAGCUCCAUCUCCAAGGCAGAGGCCACAGUGUUGAUAGCAAAUCUUCCAAUCAAUCAGCACACCCUUCAGGCACUUGUAUUUCCUCCUUUCUAGAGAAGAGUAAACUAAUGGACACAGAUGAGUUAAUCGCAUACUAUGCUGUCAAGAACAAGCUCAGUAGCUUACUUGAUGAGCACAAGAGGGCUAAAUUCAUUGUAACAGGACAUAGCCUUGGGGGUGCACUAGCUAUACUAUUUCCAGCUGUGUUACUGUUUCAUGGGGAAGAUGGGUUGAUGAAAAGGUUGUUGGGAGUAUACACUUUUGGACAACCAAGGGUAGGGGACAGGCAGUUGAAGAGGUUCAUGGAAGCUCACCUUUGUCAUCCAGAACAGAAGUAUUUCAGAAUGGUCUACUGCAAUGAUCUUGUUCCUAGGUUACCUUAUGAUGACAAGACUUUCUUGUACAAGCACUUUGGCAUGUGCAUGUACUACGACAGCUUCUACGUUGAGCAGAAUAUGGAUGAAGAGCCUAAUAGGAACUACUUCGGACUAAGAUACCUGCUUCCGGAGCACCUCAAUGCGGUUUGGGAGCUCAUUAGAAGUCUGAUUAUGGGAUCCAUCUACGGGCCAUAUUACAAGGAGACAUGGUGCUCAAUCUGGCUCAGGCUUCUUGGACUGAUGAUGCCUGGUGUGUCAGCUCACAGCCCGACAAAUUACAUCAAUAGCAUUAUACUGGGACAGCGAAUGGCACGAAUGAGUCCAAUCUGAAGUGUUCUUUUGCAAUGCUACAGAGAUACUCAGAUUAUCCUCAGCAUGGGAUGAUUGUUUAGUUCCAAAGACAAGUAUUAUCUAAAUAAUAACCUCCGUAUGAGGGUUUUUAGUGCAUUGCUGUGCUUCCCUGAAUGUGAUUGUAUCUUCUUGAGAUUUACUUUGCAACAUGAAAGCAUUUUUGCAAUUGUCUUUAAAGUAUGUACGUUCGAUGGAAUAUGCGGGUAGUAUGUAAACGGUUAUUUGUAUUUUCUACCUUCACUUGGGCUGCCACUAAUUGACAUUAGCAGAUUGUUUUUCUAC
Molecule: messenger RNA, 2100 nt
Organism: Elaeis guineensis (African oil palm)
Lineage: Eukaryota; Viridiplantae; Streptophyta; Magnoliopsida; Arecales; Arecaceae
Product: triacylglycerol lipase OBL1
Biological process (GO): lipid metabolic process
Molecular function (GO): triacylglycerol lipase activity
Source: RefSeq, a predicted model, not a curated record